GGGUGAAAUAAUUCAUAAAUUUAACAAUAAUAAUGAUUUUAUUCCAAGUUUAAAGCUGCCGAGGUAGCAGGCACAAUCACUUUCAAGAUGGGGAGACACUGCUCAGCCAAUGGGUGCAAUAAUGGGGAUAAAAAUGCCAGUUCCAGGGAAACAAAAAUUAGCUUUCAUUCCUUUCCUUUAAAAGAUGAAACUCUACUAAAACAGUGGCUUGUCAAGAUGAACAGGGAAGGUAUAAAACCCACCCAGUACAUGCACCUGUGCUCGGAACAUUUUGUGGAGGAGGAUUUUGUCUACCAGCCUUUUACAGGUCAACGACAGCUAAAGAAAGGUGCAGUUCCGUCAAUAUUUUCUAUUAAAAAGUCUCACAAAAAGCAAGCACCCUCUGUUGUAACACAAUUAAAUAAAUUAGAAGAUAUUGAAUGUAAGAAUAGCUUGGAUUCUACUGACAGCACAUCUGAUAUAUACCAAGAUGAAGAACAGUUUAAUUUAGAAGUAAGCAGCUUCAAAGACUUCAGCUCUCCCCUAGAUAUAUUAGAUAGCCUUGAUAUGCCCCUGAAGCCCUGGGAUGAACUCCUGCUGUCACCAGAUUCUAAAACUGGACCUGACGAGUCAGAAAGUUUGGACAACUGGAGUGAGUACCCAUUGCUAGGCACAGAUUUUAUUAGUUCUAAAAAUAGUUUUGGAUUUAAAUACUUCACUUCAGAAAUGGACGACAACGGUAUUACUGGUUUCAGUUCUGAGAGUAUCAAUUUCAAGGAUGAUAACCGACCUUUUGGUUUACUAUCAUUCAACAAAGAUGAAGAAAUCAAUUAUGAAGGUACAAAACAAGAUUUUAAUAGUUACAAUGAUGAAACAGCUUGCAAGGGGCCAGAUAUUCUCCUGGGGUCUUUAGAAAAACAUUUUGUCAAAAAUAUUUCUGUUGAGGAGCCACAAACCUGCCUGAAGACAUACAGUGAAGAAACUCUCCCUGUCGAUGAUAAUUUGUCUUUACACUUUACUUACACCAGCCUUACUGAAUCUCAAGAAAUGCCCACAGUUCUUGUAAUGCUACAAGACUCAGAUCUUUUAGUUCCUGAUUCUACACUGGAUCAACCUACAGAGAGCAAAAUGAAUGAUAAACUUCAAGGACGAAAACACAAAAAAAAACUCUUCAAAAAUGAUACCCAUAACACAAUUACACAGUUUGCAACAAAAUCUAAAUGGCUUAGGAAAUUUAUUAAGAGCAGGUAUAUAAACAAGAAUACCCCACAGAGACCUUCCAUCUCCACUAGGCACAAGUGUAAAGUAUGUUAUAGGGUUUUCAGAAAGAAACGCAGUCUUCAAAUUCAUCAACUUCUCCACAGUGAAAAACUAAGUCAACUUUUUAAUUGUGAUAACUGUUCAAAAAGUUUUACACACAAGAUUGUAUACCUUAGACAUCAGAUGUUUCAUAUAAAAGAAAAACUGUACAAGUGCAAGGUUUGUUUAAAAUGCUUCUCCAAUCAGCAAAGUUUAAAAUUGUGUCAAAAAAGACAUGAAGGUUUCAAACCUCACCAGUGUCUUGUUUGUUGUCAAAUUUUUAAAAGCAGGCAAGUGUUAAACACACACCAGCUAAGCCAUGCUGGUAAAAAUGUACCUAAAUACCAAAUAAAUUACUCGGCUUUAAAAAGUAGCAAACAUUUGAUAAAGGAAACCUCAAAUAUAGAAGACAAAGGUAAACCAUUUAAAUGUAAGUUCUGUACACAGACUUUCAUAAAGCACAGUAGUUUGAAAGUGCAUGUAAGGACUCAUGUUGGUACAAAGCUAGUAUCCUGUCCCACCUGCAAUCAGUUGUUCUUUGAUGAGCAGAAGUUGAGAAGGCACCAGAGGACUCACGCAAGUGAGAAACCUUAUCGGUGCGGCGUUUGCGACAGGGAUUUUGCUACCAUCCAGUUCCUGCAGUUACAUGAAAAACUGCAUGCACUAAAGAAUCUCAACAGAUGUAGCUUCUGUGGCAAGGUCUUUCUUACUAUCCAGCACCUUGAGCAACAUGAGAAGACCCACUUGGGGAAUCAAACUCAUCAUUGCCAGGUUUGCAAUAAGGAUUUUUCUCUUUUAAAAUCUUUCAAAAAGCACCAAAAGUCCCACUUUAAAGAGAACUCUUAUCAAUGUUCAGUUUGUAAAAAAACGUAUGCCGAUAUUACAGGCGUACACACAUGUUCUAGAAAUCAUAAAGAUGCUGAUUUCUUCAAGUGUGAAAUAUGUAGUAAAGUCUUAAAAAGCAGGCAAACCUUAAAGAUACACCAAAGAAUCCAUACAGGGGAGAGACCCUACAAAUGUAAUGACUGCACCAAAUGUUUUAAAUGUAUUGGGCAAUUACGGGAGCAUGAAAUUAGUCACUCCACUGACAGCCCAUACAAAUGUCACAUUUGUAGCAAGUCCUUCUCCAAAAAUUAUAAUUUAAAAAGGCAUUUAGCAAGUCACCUAAAAUUGAAAAUGCAUACAGCUAUAAGUAAAGCUGAUGCUGCUAGAACUUUAACUAUAGUUGUGUAAGGAACUACAAAAAAAAUGUUAAGAUCCUUAUUUUGUAGGCAUUGAAAACUAAUUGCGCAUCAUAAAUUUUUUUCACUGAAAACUUUUUAAAAUAAAUUUAAAUUGGUGUAACAGAAUUAGUUGUAUUUUCAAUUAUGGGAUACAGUAGGUUUAAUAAAGUUUUUCAUAAAGGUUGUGAAAAGUAAAAACCUUAAGAUUUGUAAAUACUGUAAUUUACUGUAAAAGUGUUGUUAAUUGUUGACUUCACUUAUUGUUAUUUGUUGUUGACAAAUGAAUGAAGUGUCAAAGAAAAUUGUUAUAUAUAUAUCACUGUGUUAAACCAACAUGAGUGUUUUCAUGAAACUAAAGAAAACAUGUCUCACUGAGUUACGAAAGAUGCUGAAUGUGGUAUUUUAACAGGAACUUUGUGUGGAUGAAGAGCUUUGCUGUCAAACUAAAUUAGCAUUAUUCAAUUUGUGUUCAUCACUCUGAAACCAAAAUAAUUUUAUUAAUGAGUUUACCCUAAUUCAUGCAAUUUUAUUUGCCUGAAAAUAAGAGUUAAUAAAAAAAUAUUGGGUGGGUUAUGUGGGGAGAGAACCCACUAAGAGUUGUCAUAACAUUGUUUUGACCUUAGUAUUUGUCUCCUAGACUAAUGAUAAAGUAACAACAACAAAAAUGUAUAUGUUGCUUAUCCAAUCAACUCCUUAUGAUGAUUUGGCAGCAAAACAUGUGUUGUCUAGUUACUAAGUGAAUUUACAUAAUUAAUAGUUUAUUGUAAUCAUCAAACUAAGUUUUUUUUUUUCAAAUGUCAAUUUUCAGCUUUGUUUGUGGCAUACAUGCUAUUAUAUGUUCUUAACCAUAAAAUAUAAAAAAAAAGUUUAAAAAAGCCUUUACUUUAUUUUCUCUAAAAUACAAGUUAAGGAUGUUAAGAGCAAUAUGGAAUGUAAUUAUUUUAUUACUAUGUUAGGUCUACUUUUGCUUAUGGAUCUGUAUCCUAGUAAGAUUAAAUUCAAUUAAUAUUUUUAAUGCAUUCAUUCUUUGGUCAUUAAAUUACUCUUUUAAUUUUUCUUUUCCAUUGAUCUGUACGCUAUGAGAUGCUGUUCACUUUACUUUAAUUUACCAUAUUAUACAAAAACAAAUAUUUUAAACUGAUACAAAAAUGUGUACUAUUGCUUGUAAUAAAGUUUUUUAAUUUUAUAUCAACCAUAAAGUUGAGACACAGUAAACCUGAUGUGUUCUGAUGUUAAGUGACAAAGUAACAGUGCUCCCAUGGUUUGUUUUAACGCUAUGUUCAACUACCUUCUCCUUUUUUUGUAAUAGUAAGGUAUCUAUAAAAUUUCCAUCAAUUAAAUUGAAAUAUUAGCUUAAUAAAUAUUUAAAAAGAAGUUAUAUUUGUUCAUUAUUGCUUAAAAUAUAUUGCUUUUAAAAAAUGUUUAGCAGAUAACUAAAAAAUUAGUUAGAUAAAAUCUUCUUUUACAUGGGUUCUGAUUAUACUAUAAAAUUAAUUAUCUGUAUAUUAAUUAAUGCUAAUGUUUUAGUAUAAAAAGUUGCUUAGUUAACCAACCUGAACCAGUUAUAUUUUUAGUGUGAUGAUAUAUAGUUCAAGCAGAUACCUUACCCCCUAGAUCCGUGUUUUUAAAAAAAUCGUUUUAUUAACUACGUCAGUUAAUAAUUCAUUUUACAAAAUUAUAAAAAAAAUAAGCUGUACUUUGUAAAUACGUUUCUGGUUUCUUUUGUUUGCAACAUGUUUUACAUGUCCACUUUGGAUUAAAAAAUGUAUUGUUUUUAAAACAAUCUACUAAUCCCAAUAGAUUGUUUCUUUAGAAAAGUUUAUGUAAAGGACUUAACUGAAAAGUAGAGAAUACUAUUGUGUGGAAAACUAAAAUAACCCAGACAUUAAUACAAAUGUUUUGUUAAAUGUGUAAGACAAGAUAUCUAUUUUAGUCUUCAUGUACUUUUUAAGAUAAACUUUUGUAAAAAAAAAAUAUCUUUAGACAAAGGGGUUAAUCAUUUGGAUUAUUCUGCUUAGCUCAUGUAGUAUUUUGGUCAAUAAAUUAUUUCACUCUUAUAUGUACACUACAUUAAAGUAAUUGCCUUGAGUUGUUUUAUAUCAAAUAAAGGUUUCUUAUUUGGUUGAAUUAAUCUAGGAAUCUUUUUUCAUGUUAUUUACUUCCUGAUAGAAGGUGACAAUUUUAUUUUCAUUUUAGUAACAGUGAAUUAACUAUGUAGUAAAAAGAAAUAUGUAUUGUUUUUAGUUCUUUGUUUACAAAUCAAUCAUUUUUUUUCUUAAUAAUUUACUGAAACCACAUAAGAAAUAAUGUAAACAAAUUUGCAGGAAAUUUUUGAAUUGUCACCCCUUUUUUCCUACAAUAUUUUACCAGGUUUUGGCGUUUUUAGAAUGUACAAGUUUCCAUUUUUUUUUUAAAGCUAACAAACAAAAGCUUGUAGAAAAGACAUUGAUUUUUUAGCUGCCAAUCCUAUUUACAUUAUUGCUUUUAAAUGACUCCAGUUAUUUUUUAAGUUUUACAUUUUUUCUCUAUUUUUUUUGUUUGUUUUGAUUUAAUGAAAAUUCAACAAAUUUAAUAAAACAGUGCAUGCUAUAUGUUGUACUUUUAAAAAUAAUUAUUGCAUGAAUUUGAAGUUGACAAAUUUAGUUAACAAUUUUUAAUUAGACUAAAAACAAAACUUUAAUGUUUCUGCAUUGAACACAGUAAAGUCAUUAUUCAGCUAUAACUUAAAAUUGAUUUGAUUUUGAUUUGAUUUAUAUCUUUGGUAUGGUUUGAAGAAAAUAGCCUUAUACAGUGUUUAAGUAAUUUUUUUUAGAGUUUUACUCUUGUAUUCUAUUUAAUUUACAGAAAUGUCUAUCUAAAGAGAACCUUGUGAACUAAGUGUAGUUUUUAUGUAGUUUUCAUUAUUGUUCUUUAUAAUUGUAGUGUUAAAAACUCUCUGGUUAAGAACAAUGUGUGUUCACUAAUUAUUAAAUUAGCUCAGUAUGUUAUUGUUAAACAUUGUAAUAUUUUACAUUGUAAGAGUUAUAAUCUUUGAAAAGCUUAAAUAUUUUUGUAACUAUUAAAUUUACAAUUCUUUAUAUAACAAGUUUGCAUGACUAAUCCAUAUUUUUAGAAAAUGUUUUUAUAGAAAAUGAAAAACCUCAGAUAUUUUGGGACUUAGCCAUGAUUGAAGAUAAGGACCAUUACAUUUGUUUUAGUGGCUUAAUCUAAUAUAUUAUAACUAAAUCACACCGUUUCAAUUUAUCAACUACUAUAAUUACUUUUGCUUAGACCAAGCAUAAUCAGCUUAAAAAGUUAUUUUAUGAAAAGAUUCAGAGAGAACCUAUUUGUAUUUAAGUUCUAUUUUUUACUUCUGUAAACUUUCAAUUCUAGAGAUUACUUCAGAACAGAUCAGUGUAGCCUCGCUUCCUCCAUUUUUUUUCUUAGCAAUCAGUAGGCAACCAUCUGAGUAAGGCUGAAUCCUUGUGAUUUUGUUUUAGGAUACUUUUUAUCCUGUUGAGCAAUAAAACAAAAUACUUUGGUCUUUUUCAAACUCCAGAACUAAACAUUUUAGUUCUAUUUAUAUUAUAGUUUACUUUAUUUGGAUAUUAUAAUUUACUGUAUUACAUUUACUUUUACACAGUUUAAAAAUUUAUUAUAGAGAAAAAUGUAAAAAUUAUUUCUCUUGGCAUGUAUUUUAAAAAAUAGUUCGGUAAAAACAUUUUCUCCUAUCCUUGUAAGUUUUUUUCCUUCUAAACUUUAACUGCAUGAAUAUCUCUGUAACUGUGUUAGAUUCAAACUAGUGUUUUAUUUUCUCAAAAAGCAGUAGCAGUGUAGUAGGUACCCCAACAGUUAGAUUUCCUAACACUUGUGUAUGACGUGUUCCAGAGAACUGAACAUUGUCUAAGGUACCAAGCAUAGCUACAAGAUACUAAGCUGUAGUUGUUGUUUCUUUAUCUUUCUUUAAAAAUACAUCUUAACACUUCUGAUACACCAGUAUAAUGCAUUUAAACUUAAAAAUAAUAUGAUUAUAGAAAUAGAAUGUCACAAAGUUAACUAAAAUUUUAAGACCUCAUUGUAUUUGUAAGCUUUUAUUAAUAAGUAGGUACACAAUUGGAAUUUUUUAACUCUUUAAAUAAUAAGGUGCUAGGAUUUGAAUUGAGAAUUAAUAAAGUUCGGCUUUAACAGGAUGUUUAUAUAUCAAUUUUGUUUGACAUUCAAAGCUUUAUUUGACAGAAAUAAAAGUUGUGUUGAGACUA
Molecule: messenger RNA, 6739 nt
Organism: Physella acuta
Lineage: Eukaryota; Metazoa; Mollusca; Gastropoda; Physidae
Product: zinc finger protein 816-like
Source: RefSeq, a predicted model, not a curated record